AUGGCAGCCAGCUUAAAGGCAUGUUCAGAACCAAGCCGAAGAGUUAUAUCGUCUUCCAAGCCAACCAAAAAUAUAAAACAGACAACGCAGAGAUCCAAGCCACCCAAAGUUCGAGAGACGUCAGCGCAACUCCAACGCUUCCUCGAUGAGGAAGACGCAGACUACAAGUCUCUUGCCAUUCCAGGGAGCGAGUCUCACCACAAAACUGCCAAAGAAGAGCGCCGCAAGGCUAUCAAUGAGGCAGUUGCACGUGAAUACUGA
Messenger RNA from Pseudogymnoascus verrucosus, 261 nucleotides. RefSeq lists its product as uncharacterized. The transcript is spliced from 2 exons. NCBI's taxonomy places the organism in Eukaryota, Fungi, Ascomycota, Leotiomycetes, Thelebolales, Thelebolaceae. Bases 1 to 261 code for a protein of 86 amino acids. The record is from RefSeq and is a predicted model, not a curated record.